This is a messenger RNA of Penicillium bovifimosum, 846 nucleotides long. Its product is annotated as Class II aldolase/adducin N-terminal. Gene Ontology annotation, cellular component: cytoskeleton. The coding region runs from base 1 to 846 and encodes 281 amino acids. NCBI's taxonomy places the organism in Eukaryota, Fungi, Ascomycota, Eurotiomycetes, Eurotiales, Aspergillaceae. The record is from RefSeq and is a predicted model, not a curated record. Gene Ontology annotation, molecular function: actin filament binding. The transcript is spliced from 3 exons.
AUGGCUCCUUCUGUGGACAAUGGCGUUGCCACCAAACCUACUGGUCUUGCGGCGUUGUCGCAGGGCACUCCACUCCCUGGCAUCCCCAAAUUUGAGAAUGUCGACAAGCAACGCGAGUACAUGUUGAACCAUAUGGCCGGUGCCUUCCGGGUAUUUGCUAGACAUGGCUUCGUGGAAGGAAUGGCAGGCCAUAUCAGCCUGCGCGAUCCUGGAAACCCCCAUCUGUUUUGGACGAAUCCUCUCGGUCUUCACUUUGGUCUCAUUAAGCCGUCUGACCUGAUCCUCGUGAACGAAGAAGGCGAGGCUGUGGGCGGAAACAUGUCUCGUCCAGCGAACGCUGCCGGAUUCCUCAUUCACAGCGCUAUCCAUAAAGCUCGACCGGAUGUGAACGCUGCAUGCCACUUUCACUCCACGUACGGCAAGGCCUGGUCGACCUUUGCUCAGCCCCUGGAGAUGUUGAAUCAAGAUGUUGCUAUCUUCUACGGCGGCGCGCAAAGUGUCUAUGGGGAGUUUGGGGGCGUUGUGCUGGAGGAGGGGGAAUCGGAGGCAUUGGCGAAAAGCCUGGGUGGUGGGAAGGGGAUUAUCUUGCGAAAUCAUGGUCUCUUGACUGUUGGCGGGACUGUGGAUGAGGCCGCUUAUCUCUUUCUGCUGAUGGAGAAGAGCUGCCAGAUUCAACUGGUUGCUGAUGCGGCAGCAGCUGCUGGUCGCAAGAAGUUGUACAUGGACGAUGAGGCUGCGCGGUUUACUUAUGACAAUACCAGUGAUCCGGAGAGUCUGUUCGCCGAGUUCCAGGGUUACUUGCAGUGGGAGUCGGCUAUAUCGCACGAUGGAUACAAGGCUUCGUGA